This is a messenger RNA of Clonostachys byssicola, 960 nucleotides long. The record is from the annotation of a GenBank genome assembly. NCBI's taxonomy places the organism in Eukaryota, Fungi, Ascomycota, Sordariomycetes, Hypocreales, Bionectriaceae.
AUGACCGGAACCUUUGCCUGCCCCUUCUAUCGGAAGGAUCCCUUUCGGCAUAUGGACUGCGUCAACUAUACGUUGACACGGUUCAGCGACGUGAAGCAGCAUCUUCAGCGACGCCAUCAAGAUCAUUUCAUCAUUCGAUGCCCUCUCUGCAAUGAAUCAUUCGAUUCAUUUGCUGAGCGCGACAAACAUGCCAAUUCAUCUGCAUCUUUCCCAUGCUCCCCCUCUUUGGAGCAUGCCCAAUCUGGCCUUGAACAGAACCCACACUCCAAAUUGAAGGCUCGCUCUUCACCUCGCGUGGCGCCUUCGGAAAUGUACUUUGAUCUUUGGGACACUCUCUUUGACAAAGAGACAAGACCAUCGAACCCUUACCGUGGGCCCGUCUUCUUGGAGACCAUCGCUGCUCUUCGAGACUUUUGGGAGACAGAGAAGUGGUCGAUUAUUACAAAUAUCAUCAAUGGAUGCCCCCAGUUGCUGAUCAUGGAGGAGCAAUUAUUCUCUCCUACGUUGAUGAAUAUUUUUGACCGCCUGUUAACUCGCUUUGAGGAUUUCGUGAGAGACCGAUGCUCAGUUACUAGGGCUGUCCAGAUUCCCGCCCUCACGGGUCACCUCGACGAGCCAAAGGCAGACCUUGAUGUCGGGGAGCCCUACCCUAAGGAUUUCAAAUGUCGUGUAGACCCCAAAUUCAACCAAGGGAUUGAAUUAUUCGGCAAUCAGCUCCCAAAUCCUGAGUACCCGACGAGUCUAGCCCCACAAAUACAUUACCAGGAUCUAGCUGCAUCUGCGAACAACGGAACUCUUCGCGUCCUAGAGACCUCAACAAGUAGUGCAGAUGAUGCACUCAAUGAAGACCAAGAUUAUCAGGCAUCAGGAGAAGCAUCCAUCGGGGCUUUUCUUCAAGGUGACCCUGACAGCGAGUUUUCUUUCGGUGACAACAAUGUUUCCUAUUUUGAUUGUUAUUAG